Molecule: messenger RNA, 4361 nt
Organism: Gopherus flavomarginatus (Mexican gopher tortoise)
Lineage: Eukaryota; Metazoa; Chordata; Testudines; Testudinidae
Gene: ITGA2
Product: integrin subunit alpha 2
Exons: 30
Coding region: 143-3664 (1173 amino acids)
Biological process (GO): cell-cell adhesion; integrin-mediated signaling pathway; cell-matrix adhesion
Cellular component (GO): integrin complex; external side of plasma membrane
Molecular function (GO): integrin binding
Source: RefSeq, a predicted model, not a curated record
CUCCGGUCACCGUGCAGCCGCACUGCUAAGCACCUUGCGGCGCUCGGAGCCGGCACAGUCCCUGGAUCUGAGUGCUUGGCCUUUCCCUGAGCACUGCUCCCCGGCAGGACCCCGCUGUGCAGGAAUCGUGGAGCCUGGCGCCAUGUGGCUCUUUCUACUCCUCCUCAGCCAAGGCAUUCUUCAUAAUUGCUGUGAAGCAUACAAUGUUGGGCUCCCAGAAGCAAAAUUGUUUUCUGGUCCUUCAAGUGAGCAGUUUGGAUAUGCAGUUCAACAGUUUAUAAAUCAUCAAGGCAAAUGGCUGCUUGUUGGCUCGCCAUGGAGUGGGUAUCCAGCUAACAGAAUGGGAGAUAUCUACACAUGUCCUGUUGACUCACUUGAAACCACAUGUAAAAAACUGAAUUUACAAACUUUAACACGUAUCCCAAAUGUUACUGAGAUAAAGGAACAGAUGAACCUUGGCUUGACACUAAUAAGAAACUCAAAAACUGGAGGAUUUUUGACUUGUGGUCCCUUGUGGGCCCAGCAGUGUGGAAGUCAGUACUAUGCAACGGGAGUCUGUUCUGAAAUCAGUCCAAGUUUCCAGAUCUUAAGAAGCUUUUCACCUGCUCUUCAAAACUGCUCCUCCUUCAUCGAUGUUGUUGUUGUGUGCGAUGAGUCAAACAGCAUUUAUCCCUGGACUGCAGUGAGUGCAUUUUUGACAAAAUUUGUCCAAGGCUUAGAUAUAGGCCCCACGAAAACUCAGGUGGGCUUAAUUCAGUAUGGUAAUGAUCCAAGGGUAGUGUUCAACUUGAAUACCUACGAAACAAAAGAUGAUGUUGUUAAAGCAAUGUCACAGACCUUUCAAAGAGGAGGAGACUUGACUAAUACUUUCAAAGCAAUUGACUAUGCAAGACGUCAUGCUUUUUCCUCUGAAUCUGGUGGACGGCCCACAGCCACAAAAGUCAUGGUUGUUGUGACAGAUGGUGAAUCCCAUGACGGCUCAAGUUUGAAAGAAGUGAUAACUAAAUGCAAUGAGGACAAAAUAACCAGAUUUGGCAUAGCUGUUUUGGGAUACUUAAUCAGAAAUGAACUCGAUACUAAAAAUUUAAUUAAAGAAAUCAAAGGAAUUGCGAGUCUUCCGACAGAAAAGUAUUUUUUUAACGUGUCAUCUGAGGCUGCACUGUUGGAAGAAGCAGGAACACUGGGAGAACGCAUAUUUAGCAUAGAAGGUACCGAUCAAGGUGAUACAUUCCAAAUGGAAAUGUCACAAGUGGGCUUCAGUGCGUAUUACUCACAAAAAAAGGAUGUUCUGAUGUUAGGUGCUGUUGGGGCUUAUGAUUGGAGUGGGACUGUAGUCCAGGAGACCUCAAACCAAGUGACUACAUUCCCUAAUCAAGCAUUUGAAAAAAUUCUACAAGACAGAAACCAUAGCUCGUAUUUAGGUUAUUCUGUUGCUAUUAUCUCAACCCAGAACACAGUCUAUUUUGUUGCUGGUGCACCAAGAUCAAACUACACUGGCAGAGUAGUGAUUUAUGACAUUGACAGCCAUGACAGAGUCACAGUUGUUCAGUCCCAGAGAGGGGAUCAGAUUGGCUCCUACUUUGGCAGUGUGGUGUGUGCAGUGGAUGUUAACAGAGAUUCAGUUACAGAUGUGCUGCUAGUAGCUGCACCAAUGUUCAUGAAUGAGCUAAAGAAAGAAGAGGGAAGAGUUUAUAUGUUUUCCAUCAUAAAGGGAAUUUUGGAUCAACAAAAACUCUUAGAAGGUCCGCAAGGGUUAGAAAAUGCUCGAUUUGGAUCUGCCAUGGCUACCCUUUCAGAUAUUGAUUUGGAUGGGUUUAAUGAUGUGAUAAUAGGAGCACCUUUAGAAAAUCAGAACUCUGGAGCUGUCUACAUUUACAAUGGCAAUCUAAGGACUAUACGUACCAAAUAUUCACAGAAAAUUUUAGGAUCAAAUUCUGCUUUCAGACAACUACUCCAGUACUUUGGAAGAUCAGUAGAUGGCCAUAAAGACUUAAAUGGUGACGGCAUUACUGAUGUAUCUGUUGGUGCUGAUGGAAAUGUGGUUCAACUCUGGUCACAAAGCAUUGCAAAUGUGUCCAUAAGAGCAUCAUUUGUACCUGAGAAAAUCAGUCUGCUGAAUAAGAACACUGAGAUAGCCGUCAAAAUGUGUUUCAGUGCCAAGUUUAGACCUGCUAAUAGAAAUAACCAAGUGGAUCUUAGAUACAAUGCAACACUGGAUGCUGAUCUCCACUCAUCUAGAGUGACUUCUAGAGGAUUAUUCAAAGAAAACAAUGAGAGAUAUAUACAGAAAAAUAUUGUUGUAAGUUCUGCAGAGACCUGUGUUGAGCACAUCUUUAAUGUACAGGAGCCUUCUGAUGCUGUAAACUCCCUUAGUCUGCGCAUUGAUAUUAGCCUCAAGAAUCCUGGCUCCAGUCCUGUCCUUGAUAUAUAUUCACCUGCCACUGUGGCCUACAGUAUCCCUUUUGUUAUGGAUUGUGGUGAGGAUGAACUCUGCAUUUCUGAUCUUGUUCUUGAGGUUCAACAGAAAACCGAUGAUGGCAAACGGCCCUUCAUUGUCAGCAGCAAGAACAGAAGGCUGACAUUCAGUGUGAAGCUGAGAAAUAAAAAGGAAAAUGCCUACAACACCAGAAUCCAGGCUACAUUUUCAGAAAACUUGUUUUUCGCUUCAUCUUCUUUACCAGCUGAUGGGACUGAAGUCUCAUGUCAGAUGGGCACUGGCCAUAAAUCAGUUAUUUGCCAAGUCAGCUAUCCUGUUUUUAAAGUGGGACAACAGGUAUAUUUUGAUAUUAAUUUUGACUUUAAUCUCAAAAAUCUUCAGGAUAUGGCAAAUAUAAGUUUUCAUGCUUUGAGUGAAAGUAAUGAAGAGCAAGAAGCAGACAACCAGGUCUACCUCUCAAUUCCUCUGCGGUAUGAUGCAGAAAUUCACUUAACAAGGUUUACCAACAUAAAUUUCUAUGAAGUAUAUUCUGAUCGUAAUAUUCCUUCCACUGUGAAUAAUUUUGAAGAGAUUGGUCCUGCAUUCAAUUUUUCAGUGAAGGUUACCACGGGAAGCAUUCCAGUAAAGGUGGCUUCUGUAAAAAUCCAUUUUCCACAGUUAACUAAAGGAAACAAUCCUCUGAUGUAUCUAACUGCACUGGAUACAGAUCAGGCUGGAGGUGUCACUUGUGAUGCAAAGAUUAAUCCUUUGCAAAUAGGAAAAACAUCUUAUUCUGCAUCUUUCAAGAAAGAAAACUUCAGAGCUGCAAAAGAACUAAACUGUAAGAACACACACUGUAAUACAAUUACAUGCAAGCUGAAAGACCUCACAGUGAAAGGAGAGUAUUUUGUAAAUGUGUCUACCAGAAUCUGGAAUGGGACCUUUGCAGCUUCAACUUUCCAGAUGUUACAGCUGACAGCAGUUGCAGAAAUUGAUACGCAUAACCCAGAAUUAUUUAUAAUUGGAGAGAAUACCCUACCUAUCCCAGUGACAAUAAUGAAGCCUGAGGAGAAAGCGGAGGUACCAAUCGGAGUUGUGAUAGGAAGUAUACUGGCAGGACUGCUGUUGCUGUUAGCGUUGGUUGCUGUUUUAUGGAAGCUUGGCUUCUUCAAGAGAAAAUAUGAAAAAAUGACAAAAGAUGUAGAAGAUAUUGAUGAAAUUACAGAACUCACAAAAGACAAAGAUUGAAGACAACAAUGAUGGGAAUACAGAACUAAUCCUCUGAGCCACAAACAAUGGCUGUGGUCCAAUCAGAUCUUCAGCUGGAGUGCCUUAAAGUUCAAUAACUGUUAAACUUGUUUCUUAAGGAAUGAAAAUGCUUUUUUUAUGGAUGAAAAUAUUUUACAGAUUCUUCUGUGUUGUAAGAGUAACUGCAGGUCAGUUUUUUUCACAUAUAUUUUAUAGUAUAUUUUCUUGUAUAUUUUUUUCCUUGCAAACAAAUUAACCCUUUUGAAUCGGGCAGGUCUGGAGCAUACACCUUGUGGCAGAAAUCCCACUUCCAUUCCACAAAGAGCAAAAUAGAGCAACUUUUUUCAGAUUUUGGAACAAUAUCAGUCCAAGUUAAUAAGCUCUUGGUAAAAAUGAUUUUUUUCUACUAACUAAAUGAUCUAGAUAAUGACAUUGCAUGAUGAGUAUUGAUUCAGGACAUGGAAAAGCAAACUGAGUUUUACAGUUACUUAGCUACAUUUUGAUUGUCUUGGAGAACUGACUCACAUUUCCCAUGAAAUCUGAGUCUUAACUAAUCUAUAACCUUACAGGUUGUAUAUAUUAUAAAAUGGGCAAUGCGUCCUGAUUUGGGAAUGAAGACUCCAGACUACACCCUAAUAUAGGAUGGCUGGAUGGGUACACCAUACCAAGUACAUCAUCAUAUUCCUUUCACUAAGAU